AUGACGAGUAGUAGUGGAAGCCUCAAACUAGAGAUAUUCCACAGCGACGACAAGACGCCGGGAAAGUGGAGCGUACCGCUCGGUGAGGAAGUUUUCCGGAGGUUCUUGAGCGGCGGGGGAGGCUCAGAGAAGGCUGUGUUUGGCGAGGGAUCUAUUUUCAGCCCGUUUUUGUUCGGGAAGUACUUUGAUCCCUCAGAUGCGUUUCCCUUAUGGGACUUUGAGGCAGAGGUUUUGCUGGCGAGCCUCAGGAGCUUAGGACAGUGUAGAGUUGAUUGGUCUCAAACCGAUCAAGCUUAUCUUCUUAAAGCCGAUCUACCCGCGGUGGGCAAAAAUAAUGUGCAGGUGUACGUGAACGUUAACGGAAAAGUGAUGGAGAUUAGUGGCCAAUGGAACAGCAACAAGAAAACAGUGGCCAAUGGCGACUGGAGAAGCGGUCGGUGGUGGGAAUACGGCUACGUUCGCCGUCUCGAGCUUCCAGGUGACGCUGACACCAAAAACUCCGAAGCUUUCCUCUCCAACAAAGAUGACUACUCUUUCUUAGAGAUCAAAAUCCCCAAGAUCAGUUCCAAGAACAAGUUUUAA
Microthlaspi erraticum is the source of this 582-nucleotide messenger RNA. The record is from the annotation of a GenBank genome assembly. Lineage: Eukaryota; Viridiplantae; Streptophyta; Magnoliopsida; Brassicales; Brassicaceae.